Scleropages formosus (Asian bonytongue) is the source of this 3118-nucleotide messenger RNA. It is a transcript of the gene fsd2, whose product is annotated as fibronectin type III and SPRY domain containing 2. The transcript is spliced from 13 exons. NCBI's taxonomy places the organism in Eukaryota, Metazoa, Chordata, Actinopteri, Osteoglossiformes, Osteoglossidae. The coding region runs from base 320 to 2551 and encodes 743 amino acids. Gene Ontology annotation, molecular function: protein binding. The record is from RefSeq and is a predicted model, not a curated record.
GACCACCGCCACCCCUCAUCAGCGGUUACUGACAAGAAAUGAAAGUAAUGUGUUCAUUGAGUUUCCCCGGCCAGUGCUCUUUCUGUGCCACGGAUGGAGGUCAAUUCCCAGGCGGCUGAAGAGCCUCCCGGUGACAUUCUAGCUGCCAAUCCCAUGACUGUCUCUCUAGUUUAUAUUCUAUUUUUGUUCUCAGCUGACGACCCUCCUAAUGAUCUAAAUUUACCGCUAACGGACCUCCGAGAAAUGAUCGCAACAAGGCAGCAAAAUCUCGAAACCAGUGGCUAAAACCGAGGUUCCCUUUCAGGACAAAUCCAUUGAGAUGCAAGCGGAGGACUUGUACAGCGCAGGAGAGGUUGGUCCUGAUAACCAAGCCAGGGUUUGGGAUGACAAGGCUGACAUCGGGAUGGAAAUUCCUUCCAAAGGGUUGUCCAGUACUGAUGCAGGGAUGCCAGAAAGAUGUGAAGGACAGAGCAGGAUGAAAAUCAUGCAAGAGAAGCUCCCCAGAGAGACGAGAAGGAUCCCACCCCCAUCCAAGCUCCAGCGCUUCUCGGUGGACACCAAUGAAUCCCUGCACUUUGACCCCUAUGUGUCCCAGUCAGACGAUGAUGAGCCUCAACUUCUGAGCUCUCACAGAGGGCAGAUGCAGUACAGUGAUGAAGUCUUUGAGGAGGAGAAUGAAAUUGAAGAAGAGCAAAUUGGAGACCAGAUGUGUUCUAUACCAGAAGGAGGCAGGAGCAAACACAAGAUGGAUGUGAAGGAGAGACUAUCAGAGGAUAAUGAAACUGAGUCUCCAGAUGUCUUCUGCACUGACUGCAAAACACCCACUUGGUCCUUCCAGAACUUGUACGGACCACACAAGGACCAUCGAGUCAUUCUCAUAUCUAGAGCCACAGAGGAAAUUAAGGAAGACCUUCAAAAAACCACAGGCAAGCUGGAAGAGCAGAUUGGGCUUAUGGAGAAUUUUGCAAGCCACUUGGAGGAGAUAUUUAUUACAGUAGAAAACAUGGGCACAUCUCCACAGGAGAACUUUGGCAGGCAGGAGCAGAACCUGGAGCAGCACUACAAUGACGUGAUCCAGACCCUGUCUCAGAGGUAUGAACAGGGGGCGUCCCGUCUGGCAGAUGAGAAGAAGCUCAAACUAGAGGCCCUAUACGGCCAACUUGUGGACUGUGGCAAGACCCUGGACAUCUCCAAGGAGCUCAUAGAGGAAGCACAGGAAAUCUACAGGAAUGAGAACAAACUCAUGUUCCUCCAGGCUGUGGCAUCUGCUAUUGCAAGAACAGAAGAUUUAAUUAAAGAUGAACCAAAUUUCAAGCUUUUGGCCUCCUUGGAAUUUGAGAAUUCCACUGUUGAUUUGUCAGAUGUAAAACAAAUGAUGGAUUCAAUUAACAUUGUACCAGCCCCCUCGGCCCCAGUCAUCAACCCUCAGAUUCCCAACUCGGCCACCAGCACAUCAGUGCGUGUUUGCUGGAGCCUGUUCUCAGACGACACAGUGGAGUUCUACGAGCUUCACUACCGUCCUGUGCUGGACGAUACCAAUGCUGGCCUGCAGGCUCCUGAGGCAGUGUUGAAGAAGAGGGCUAAAGAGACAUACCUCACCGUAAUGGACCUGCUGCCCAAUGCACAGUAUGAGUUCUGGGUUACUGCGACCAACACUACCGGCGUCAGCCCAGCCAGCGAGAAAGCAGUCUAUAUGACAGUGCCUUCACCCCCUGUCAUCAAGUGGCGAGAGUGCACAAGUUUCCCCGAUGCAGCGCUGAUCCGCUGGGAAUCUGGCAACACCAACCCCGUAGACUCUUACACCAUGGAGCUGAGCGAGAUUGGCGCAGAGUGUCCCGACCAUGGUAUAAGUGAGUCCAUAGUGGCCAUCCCUACCUGCGAGUGUCUGAUCCAGCUGCAGUCGGGACGUCACUACUCAAUCUGCGUGAGGGCCAUAAACACUGGGGGCCCCAGUGAGAGGAGUGAACCAGUUAUAAUCCAAACAACAGGCACAUAUUUCCACCUACUGGAGGACACAGCCCACCCGUGCCUGUCCAUCUCAGAAGACGGGUUUACCAUGUUCUACGGCGAUGAAGACUUACCUUUGAGUGACAUGAUCUUCAGUGAUAAUACAUUUGCAAGGUGUGUGGCAGUGCUUGGAGACUUGAUUCCAGUGCGGGGGAGACACUACUGGGAGGUGGAUGUGGAAGAGAGGACCGAGUUCAGGAUUGGCAUAGCCUAUGAGGACACUCAGAGGAACGGCUUCCUGGGGGGGAACAGCACCUCCUGGUGUAUGCGGCACGUCAUCACACCCUCCAGGCACAAGUACGAGUUCCUGCACAGCGGCUGGUCUCCUGACAUCCGCGUUACGGUACACCCUAAACGGGUCGGGGUGCUGCUGGACUACGACGCUGGGAAGCUGUCUUUCUUCAACGCCCACCUGGCCCAGCACCUGUACACGUUCCACUGUCACUUCCUGCACCUUGUCCACCCCUGCUUUGCCCUGGACAGCCCGGGUGCACUGACCAUCCACAAUGGAAUCGCAGCCCCAGAAUACACCAUGUUUAACUGAACAUUUUUAGUGCUUGUCUGUGCUGCAUAUUGACAAAAUGUUAUGUAAAAUUCAAGGCUGUGGUGCAGAAAAAGAAUAACCAAGGACAUUUUUUGUGUUUUUGUUAUGUUUUCUCCUCUCCUUGGUUUAAGUACAUGGUAAUGUUGUCGUCAUUUACAUGACAAGAAACAAAAGUGAGACUACACAGUGCAACGCUUUGAUAUCAGAGGAAUUAUAGCAGUCGUGUUAAAUAUAUAGAAAUACUGAAGCAGUUGUCGUCAGUUCACGUCCUGUGAGAUAAAAUACGACAAAGGUAUUAAUGGAAGUUUACUGUAUAGAAAAAGCAUGAAAAGAAUUGUUUUAAUUAUUAAUAUGCUUAGUUCAUGUCAAAACAGGUAAACAUGUUGGUAUAGAAUACUGCUGCAAUAUAUUGAAAGUUUGUCAUCAAUGAGUUAUAAAUCUGACUUUAAAGCAUAUUACUAUAAGGACUGAUAUUCACCAGCUGAUGAAAGUUAGGAAAGCUGAAAUGUACAAAUGGCAGUUAGGUUAAAAAGCAUAAUGGCAGGUUAUAGUAUAAUGUGUGUGUGU